CACAACAGCAAAAAAAAAUGUCCGCCAUGCCUCGAUUCCGAUCCUCCCUCCGGUAUAAAACCACCACCAUCAUGAUGCCUCCCUUCCUCCAUUCUCCGCACCUCAACCCGAUCUCCUUCUCCUUUCUCCUCCUCGCGGUGACAGGAGGUAAAAGAACGGAAAACUGUUCUUUUAUCUCCUGUUACUCAGGGUUUCAUUCAAUUAUUUCCAUAUCCAAACCAAAACAAGUCUCAAGCAGCAGCAGAGAAUCCAUCCUUUUUCCCAACGGCGUUCGAUCUCAGCCGGCGACGAGAUGUCGAAGGUUGCAUCGAACGUCUCGUUUACGAACGAGCAGGUCUGCUACACCUUCCCGGCAAGGCUCCGGUCCGGCGGCGUUUUCUCCCCCGCCGAGCGGCUCGGCGUCCCCCCGCUCGACGAUUUCUUCACCGGCACCGUGCAGCUCCUCAACAUCCAGAUUCUCAUGAUCGUCAUCCUCAGUAACCUGCUCCAUUUCUUCCUCCACCGCCUCGGCAUCAUCUCCUUCACCUCCCAGUGCCUGGCAGGGGUGAUCUUAGGGCCAACUAUCCUGGCCAAAUACGACUACUACAGAGACCACAUCUUCCCACAGAAGAGCCAGGACGCCCUCGUCGUCACCGCAAACAUGGGCUACUCGAUGUUCAUGUUCCUCACCGGCGUCAAGAUGGACUUCGGGAUGCUGCUCCGGUCCGGCCGCAAAGUCAUGAUCUUGGGAAUCGCCACGGUGCUCCUCCCUUACAUGAUCGGCCUAGGGUUCCAGUUCACCCGGAUCGAGGCGGCUCCCGGUCUGCUCGAACGGAUGCAAAUAAUCGGUUCGACCGCGAUCCAAUCGAUGACCACGUUCCCGGUCGUCUCCCACCUCAUGACCGAGCUCAAGCUCACCAACACCGAGCUGGGCCGCCUGGCCCUGUCCACAUCCCUGAUCUCGGGCAUCGUCGCGGCCUCCCUCGAGCUCGGGGCCACCAUCAUCACCCAGAUCCGGGGGAUCCUCAACGCGGGCCUGACCUUGGGCUCGGCCCUCUUCGCGGCCUUCGUGCUCAGGCCCAUCAUGGUCUGGGUCAUCGGCCAGACCCCCGAGGGCCAGAAGGUCCACCCGGCCUGCGUCCCGCUCCUGUUCGCCGUCGCCGUGGUGUACGAGAUCUUCUUCGACGCCAUGAACCAGUCCCCCGCGAUGGGGCCUUUUGUCCUGGGCCUGGCGGUCCCUCCCGGGCCUCCUCUGGGCUCCGCCGUGGUCCAGUCCAUGGAGACCGUCACCACCUCCGUUUUCUUCCCGUUGUUCGUCGUCACCGCCGUCAUGAGAGGAGAUCUGGCGUCUUUCUUCUGGGAGUUCGACAACAAGGGGUAUUACGGAAGCUCGCUGGUGAUGGCGACGGUCACCAAGUUCCUCGUCUGCCUGUUCCUGUCGCUGCCGUGGAUGCCUCGUAGGGAUUCUGUUGUUCUUUCCCUCAUCAUGUGCUCCAAAGGCGUCUACGAGCUUAGUGUCUACACUUUUCAUAGAGAUACCACGUCGAUAAAUGAAGGGUACUUCUCGCUAAACGUGGUAGCCAUUUUCAUCAACACCGUCAUAAUCCCGAUCCUGAUAAAGCACCUCUACGAUCCGUCGAGGAAAUACGCGGGGUACCAGUCGAGGAACCUCUUCAGCCUGAAGCCCAGGACGGAGCUGAGGGUCCUCCCGUGCAUAUACAAGCCCGACCACAUCAUCUCCACGAUCAACCUCCUCGACCUGACCUGCCCUACUCAGGACAACCCCUUAGGGGUCUACGCCCUCCACCUCGUCGAGCUCGUGGGUCGUGCCACGCCCGUGUUCGUGUCACACCAGAAGCAGAAGCCCGUCUCGGACUCCUGCUCCAUCGACGUCAUCCUCGCGUUCAACCAGUACGAGCGGCGGAGCCAGCAGCAGCACAUCGGCACCCCCCACGCGGCGGCCACCACGACGACGGUCGGCACCUUCACGUCGAUCUCCCACCACAGGUUCAUGUCGGACGACAUCUGCACCCUCGCCCUCGACAAGGAGGUUUCGCUCCUCCUCCUCCCUUUCCACGUCAAGUGGGGUGCCGACGGGCGGGUCGAGUGCGCGGACAACUCGUUCAGAAUCGUCAACUCCAAGGUCCUGGAACGAGCUCCCUGCUCCGUCGGGAUCUUCUUCGACCGAGGGAGCUUCGUUUCCAGACAGACUACAUCAGACGGUGGUGAUGAUCAACCCGAUCAUUUCUACUCGGUGUGCGUGAUCUACAUGGGAGGCGGGGACGACCACGAGGCCCUGUGCUUCGCGAUGCGAGCGGCGAGGGAGCCGAGCCUGAGGCUCACGAUCUUGCACUUGGUCCCGAGCGACGACGACGACGAUGACAUGAGCGUGAGCCGGAGGAGGAACGCACGGAUGGCGAGCGAGAGGCUGUACGACGAGGUGGUGCUGAAGGAGGCAAUGAAGGGGAUUUCUGGGCUGGCCAAUGUGAGGUACGAGGAACAUGCGGUCGAGGAUGGGCCGCAGACGGCGUUGUUGGUUCGAGAGAUCGCGAACGAGCAUGAUCUGUUCGUGGUUGGAAGGAGGCACGGGCUGGACUCGAAGCAGACCAUGGGGUUGACAGAGUGGAGUGAGUUCCCUGAGUUGGGAGUGGUUGGGGAUUUGUUGGCUUCUCCGGAUCUUGAGACUAAGACUUCUGUGUUGGUUGUACAACAACAGAAACAAGUCAAGAAGUAGAUAAUAAUAGGAAAAUACAUGAAUGAAACCCAUUUUUUUGUACUAGUAUUCGUGACUGUUGGAUUGAUUCGUAUACGUACCUAAUGUGGGCAAAGUCGGAGUAGUGUUGAUAUCGGGCGCGCGAUCGGCGACGGACUCCAGGCAAAAUUGAUGAACUGGUAACCCAUACAGGCCACACGGUUUCGAGGGUUUUUGCUUGUAACUAACGAGCGAGAGAGAACGCGGCGUUGGUGUGGAUAAACCUUUUUAUUUAUUGAUUAGAUCGCGGAACUACUGUCGAACUU
Messenger RNA from Linum tenue, 2997 nucleotides. The record is from the annotation of a GenBank genome assembly. NCBI's taxonomy places the organism in Eukaryota, Viridiplantae, Streptophyta, Magnoliopsida, Malpighiales, Linaceae.